UCUCAGGCCACGAGUGCGCACGGGAGGUGGUGAUUAAGCCUGUCAAUAAACAAGCCGUUCACUCCCAUCUUACUCUUAAAGUGAGAGUUUUUAGAAGCGGUCCGUGUGUGUGUGUGUGUACUUCUUUAAAAAAAGUUGUUUUUUUUUGUGCGGUGGAAACUUUUUUUCUCAUUGGGGACGACUCUGUCUUCCUGGGACUCGAGAUCGAAUGGCGGCAGCCGCUACGGGGAGCGGUAGCAUCACCAGCCGCAUUAAGAACCUACUCCGCUCACCGCCUGCCAUCAACCUCCGGAGAUCCCGAGCGACGGCCAAGGCGGGCACUGAGCGGAUUACUCUGGACAAAGUAAUUGGAAUUACAGCUUCCAGCAGCAGUAGUUUAGCCUGUGAUUUAACCACAGGAGUAGUGGCAUAUCCGGCAGGGUGUGUGGUGGUGUUAUGUAACCCCAAAAAAAAUAAGCAGACUCAUAUUCUCAAUGCCUCCAGGAAAGCAGUCAGUGCUUUGGCAUUCUCACCUGAUGGAAAAUACCUUGUUACUGGGGAAAGUGGACAUAUGCCUGCUGUGCGUGUCUGGGAUGUGUCUGACAAAGUGCAAGUGGCUGAAUUACAGUGCCACAAGUAUGGAGUGUCAUGUGUAUCUUUUUCUCCCAACAUGAAGUAUAUUGUAUCGGUGGGCUACCAGCAUGAUAAACUUGUGAAUGUUUGGGAUUGGAAGAAAAACUCCAUUGUGGCAUCUAAUAAAGUUUCCAGUAAAGUUACAGCUGUUUCCUUCUCUGAAGACAGCAGUUUCUUUGUUACAACUGGCAACAGGCAUGUCAAGUUUUGGUAUUUAAAUGAAUCCAAAGCCUGCAAGGCAAAUAUUACUGUUCCCUUAAUAGGAAGGUCUGCAUUGCUGGGUGAGUUGCACAACAACAUUUUCUCUGGAGUGGCAUGUGGUAAAGGCAAGAUGACAGGAAGCAUCUUCUGUAUUACCAGCUCUGGCCUUCUCUGUCAGUUCAAUGGGAAAAGGCUACUUGAUAAGUGGUUGGAUUUGAAGACUUCAGCAGCGAACUGCAUUUCUGCAACUGAAGACUUCAUUUUUUGUGGCUGUGCCAAUGGAACGUUGAAGUUAUUUAACUCUGUUAACCUCCAGUUUGUCACCAAUCUGCCCAAACCUCACUAUCUCGGUGUGGAUGUGGCUGCUGGAAUUGAGCCAAGCCAUUUAGUCUGCAAGAAGACAGAUGCCCUGUAUCCUGACACUAUUGCUGUGGCCUUUGACCCUUCCAAUCGGUGGUUGUCAUGUGUAUAUAGUGAUCAUAGCCUGUAUGUCUGGGACACAAAAGACGUUAAGAAAUUUGGGAAGGUUUACUCUGCAUUGUAUCAUAGUUCCAGUGUGUGGAGCGUAGAGGUUUAUCCAGAAUUGGAAAAUAGUAGUCAAGCUUGCUUGCCCUCUGCGUCUUUCCUAACUUGCUCAUCGGAUAAUACCAUAAGAUUAUGGAAUGUUGAUGCAGCCUCUGGAUUUCAGUUCACUUCGUUCCACAAGAAUAUUUAUAGUAUGGAUUUAAUUAAAGUUGUGUACGUUGGUGACAAUAUCCAAUAUCUCCAAGAUACAACAAGCAACCCCGAUCGAACUGAGAAUGGAGGACCCUCCGAUAUAAAGUCAGGAAUUAGAGUCAUAACCAUCAGCCCUGAUGGGCAUCACCUCGCUUCUGGAGAUAGGAUGGGGACCCUGAGAAUCUUUGACCUGCAGUUCUUGGAUGAACUGAUGAAAGUUGAAGCUCAUGAUUCUGAGAUUCUAUGUCUGGAGUAUUCUAAGCCAGAAACAGGAAUGAAUCUGUUGGCGACAGCAAGUAGAGACCGCUUGAUUCAUAUACUGAAUGUGGACAAGCAAUACAGCCUGGUGCAGACGCUGGAUGAUCAUUCCUCAUCUAUUACUGCUGUGAAAUUUGCAGCAAACGAUAAUGUCAAAAUGGUUAGCUGUGGUGUUGAUAAAAGUAUCUAUUUCCGUACGGCACAAAAGUCCGUUGAUGGAAUUCAGUUUACACGAACUCACCAUGUAGUUGGAAAAACAUCAUUAUACGACAUGGAUAUUGAUAUCAUGCGGAAAUAUGUAGCUAUUGGCUGCCAGGACAGAAAUAUUAGGGUUUUUACCAUCGGCAGUGGGAAACAAAAGAAAUGUUUCAAAGGUUCACAGAGUGAAGAUGGAAUCCUGCUCAAAGUUCAGAUGGAUCCCUCUGGAACAUUUGUAGCCACUAGUUGUUCAGACAAAAAUAUUUCCAUCUUUGACUUCUACACUGGGGAAUGUGUAGCCAGCAUGUUUGGCCAUUCAGAAAUUGUAACUGGCAUGAAAUUUACAAAUGAUUGCAAGUAUCUCAUCACAGUCUCUGGAGACAGUUGCAUAUUCAUAUGGCGCUUGGACACUCAAUUGACAAAUUGUAUGAGACAUCGUCUUUCUGAAAUUAAACAGAUUGCUAAAAAGGAUAAGACUCCACCAACCAAGAUAUCUGCACCAAUCAGGAGAGAGACUUUUAUGGUGCAAAAGGUAGCUUCAGAGGAUCAGGAAGAUGAUACAAGUGAGGAUGAUGUGGAGGAUGUGUCUUUCCAAACACCUUUAAGAGAGCCCAUGGACCAAGAUAAGACUGAAGAUGCUGUGCUCCUGAAGACAAAUGGGAAGCUUCCACUGUGGGCAAAAAGACUGGAGGCAGGUGAUGGAUGUGUGCAGGACAGACCUGGAAAUAGCACCGUGGAAGCGUUCCAGCCACGAGGAAGAUGGGCUGAAAGAAUGGACAAAGAUCUCAUUCACUCCAUCUUGGGAAGGAAGCAGUUAGAGGAAUACUGUGCAACCCCAACUCCAGGCAGCUUGUCAAUAGCACAGGGACUGCUAAGCAGCCAUUUUAAGGAACAGGACAAGUUUGGACCACGAAACCUGGAUAGCUUCCUUGAGAUGAUGGAGUUAUCCCCCAGCCUUUUGACAAAAGAGUCUAUGGGAAGGCCAAGCUCUGUUUGCUUGGAUGCAGACAGUACAUUUUCCCGCGAAGUGGAUACUGUGGAAAUGGAGCUAAGUGCACCAAUGUUUUACCCAGUGCAAAAUGAGCAUUCUACCAGCACAGAGAAUGUUUAUCAAGUAAAAGAGCCUCCAAAGAAGGUACUGGAGAGUGAAUCUGAAUGGGAAAUUGUACGUUCAGUGGAGAACAGUCCUGACAGUGCCUACUCAAUGGAUUCAGGCAGCAAUGCCAGCAAUGAACAGCAACAGGAUGAUUCUGAUUCUGUGGGCCAGCUCAGUUCUGAUGGUCAUUCUUCUGGAUUGGAAGAAGAGGAGGAGCAAUGCUGUGCAGUUCCACAGGAGUCGCAUGUAGUAAAAACACCAGACCAGGAAAAGUUUCUCAAGCACAACUUUGAAACCUUGGCUAAUGAAUUUUCUCAUGAGAAAUUUGAGGAAACACUGAACGAUUUACAGUCAAAUGCAGAAAAUGAAAGCAAUUUCUUCCUGAAUCCUCGUUUGAGUAUCUCCGCAAGAUUUCUGUCCCGCUGCCAGAAAAACAGCAGAAUGACAGCAGCCUUCCCUCCUAAAGUCCAGCAGAAGUUACAGCACCUACCAGAUGCAAGUUGCAAGUCCUUGCAAUUGCAUGCUGAAAUUAACCCUUUUAUAGACGGUCAUGGAUCGGAGUUGGAGUCAUCUUUCGAUGGGAUAAAACACCUUAGGAAUGAAGAGAUGAAUCAAACUGUAGAGAGAGAAUAUAUUAGAAGUGAAUGGGAUAUAGAAUCAAUGAGUUCAAGUGCUGAGAAAUCUCUUGCUUUGGAGGUGAAAGAUACAGCGCCAAAUAAUGGAAGAAGCCACUUCUGUAAACGGUCAGCCUCAGUAAUUGACCUGGUACAAGGAGAAGAACGGGCAUCAUCUGAUUCAUUCAUAGCAGCAGCUCAGUCCAGUCUGCAGAAUGUGCAUGUGAGUGAGGCAACCAAACAAAGACACUCACUGUGUAGUAAAAUGGACAUGCUUGCUGCAACACUCAGUAAAGAGAUGUCUAAGAACAAACUUGGCAAACCUCGCUCCUACAUGCACCCAACUGCCAGUUUCAAGGCUAAAAUGUCACGAAGCGCAUCAAUGGGAGAAAACCUGCAUUUGAAAGCCUUAGGACAGUCCAGAGGUACGAGUUUGCCCAAUUCCAGAGCGGUGUCAACUGUAGAUUUAACAGAGUCAAUGAAAGGCUCCACUUCAAGUGAAGAUAAUCCGAAUGAAAACUUUAAAGAAAAGAAUCCACCAAAAGAGACAUUACAGACAUUGUCUUAUGGAAACCAUCAAGCUAGAGCUAACUUGACAUUGAACCUUUCCAAAAUACACACUGACAGACUGCUAAUGCCUCCUCCAAUAGCUAAUGGUUUUGCUGUAACAAAGGUCAAACAAAAGCUGCGUGCUGGUCAGGAUUCUACACGGCUAUCCACCUCAGCAGUCACACCCACACAGCCAGCAAGCUUGGCUAAAACUGAUCAAAGCAUUUGUGAAAAACACGAGGAGAAUGGGAGUAUCCCAAACAUGAACUCCUUUACUAUUCUAAAGAAAGCUACUGGUAAUUUAGAGCACUGUAACAGUUCUUCAGAUGGCACUGAGCACACUUUGGAAAAAUUUCACUCAUGCAAUUCAAUUCCUUUACAACCGCAGCAUGACAGCAUCAGUCCCAACAGAGAUGCUGUAAGCAGUAAUUCCAUAACUAUCCCAGAAGGAAAUGGCUUUCAGAUGGAUGUUGCUGCAUCGCUCAGAGGGAACACGGGGAUUGAAGAGAAACCUAUCAAUGAAGCAGAUCUCGCAGUCAGCGUCGAGAACUGUGAGUAUGUUGUUACAGAACUUCAGGACACUUUGCAGAAGGCCUUACAGCUGUACAACAAGGUGCUUUCCAGUGAAGAUACACCAGAGCUCAAGUCCAAGAUGAUGGCCAUUUUCUGUGAUGCAUUUUCCUCUGCGAGGAAGCAUUUGAACUCCAUAGAAUGUUUGCCAAUUUCUCUCUUUACCCCAGAAGCUCCAGAGAAUGACAAGGUGACAGCUUUGCUAGAGCACUAUUCAGAAAUGUUGAUAAAAAUGGUGGCACAAAAUCUGCAGUUGCAACAUUGAAACAAUACAUUUGCAGAGCAAGAAGGGAAUGUUUAAAUGUAACUUUGUCCACGAAAUAGUGCAGCAUUCUAUUUAGUGUUUUCUUUAGUGAAAGAGCUGUAAUCAAUAUUACCAGAAUUAUAGUCACCAGUUUAUUUGAAUGUUACGAAUUUUGCAGUAUUAUAUGAUGUCCCUCCAUUUUUGUAUGUACAUUGUUAUCUGUGCAUUGAUUUUCUUAAA
Messenger RNA from Hemiscyllium ocellatum (epaulette shark), 5299 nucleotides. RefSeq names its product mitogen-activated protein kinase-binding protein 1-like. The transcript has 31 exons. Lineage: Eukaryota; Metazoa; Chordata; Chondrichthyes; Orectolobiformes; Hemiscylliidae. Bases 209 to 5080 code for a protein of 1623 amino acids. The record is from RefSeq and is a predicted model, not a curated record. Gene Ontology annotation, molecular function: protein binding.